Molecule: messenger RNA, 2133 nt
Organism: Carica papaya (papaya)
Lineage: Eukaryota; Viridiplantae; Streptophyta; Magnoliopsida; Brassicales; Caricaceae
Product: Leucine-rich repeat protein kinase family protein
Biological process (GO): protein phosphorylation
Molecular function (GO): protein binding; ATP binding; protein kinase activity
Source: RefSeq, a predicted model, not a curated record
AUUAUGACUGCGGGAUAUUAAGGAGAAUUUCGUUGGUGGUGAUGACGGCGUUAACAUUUUUGGCAGUGGCAACUCACGGUGCAAACGAGACUGAGGUCCUUCUCAAGUUCAAGAGCUUACUGUCAAACACGUCGGCAAUAGACAACUGGUUGGGGCCUUCGCUGCCGUGCAACGGCAACUCUUCCAACUGGAAAGGCGUGCGGUGCAACGACGACGGAACGACCUUCGGAUUGAAGCUGGAGAGGAUGGGACUGACGGGGAUGAUUGACAUAGACUCGUUAUUACAGCUGCCCAACUUGAGAACGCUUAGCUUCAUGUACAACAACUUCGACGGUCCCUUGCCGGACGUCAAGAAACUGACGGCGUUGAAAGUGCUGUACUUGUCCUACAACCGGUUUAACGGCGAGAUACGGGACGAUGCAUUUGAAAGCAUGGAUGCUCUGAAGGUUCUUCACUUGGCGAGAAACGAGUUUUCGGGUCCGAUUCCGAGAUCCAUAGUGGUGUUACCAAGGCUGCAAGAACUCAGCCUUGAAGGUAACCGGUUUGAUGGGCGGAUACCCGAGUUUCCCCAGAAGGGUAUCACCGUGGUUAAUCUGGCUAAUAACCUUUUUGAGGGUCGUAUUCCGUCUUCUCUUAGUAAGAUGAGUUCAACCUUUUUCACAGGAAACAAAGAUCUGUGCGGCGAACCUUUGAGUCCAUGCAAAUCCUCAAAGAACCGGACCAUCACUAUUAUAACCGCCAUAGUAGUGGCUGCUGUAAUUUUAGUAGUGGUUGUGGCUAUAAUUUCGUACGUACGAGGUGGACAGGCCAAGAAAGCUCAAUUCAAGAAAGCUCAAGACACCAAAGUUCUCACCAAGUUCGACUACAAUCUCGGCCAGAACGAAGCACAGUCCCCAGAACAUAACAACAAAGGUGAAAAUGAGAAGCUGCAAUUUGUGCGGAAUGAUCGACAGAGGUUCGAGAUGACAGAUUUGCUGCGAGCCUCCGCCGAGGUUCUUGGAAGUGGGAGCUUCGGUUCGUCUUACAAAGCCGUACUUUUGAGCGGACCUGCCUUGGUCGUCAAGCGAUUUAGACAGAUGGAUCAUGUCAGGAAGCAAGAUUUUCACGACCACAUGGCGAGAAUUGGAUCCUUGUCUCACCGUAAUCUGCUUCCCCUCGUCUCUUUCUACUACAGAAAAGAAGAGAAGCUUUUGAUUUCCGAUUUUGUUCCUAAUGGAAGCUUGGCUAAUCUUCUUCACGCUAGGAGGGCAGCUGGGCAGGCUGGACUUGAUUGGUCAAUGCGGCUGAAGAUAAUAAAAGGAGUUGCGAGGGGUCUGGCAUACCUCUACAAAGAAUUCCCAGGCUUGACUCUCCCUCACGGACACCUGAAAUCCUCCAACGUGCUUCUCGAUCAUAAUUUUGAACCUCUCUUGACAGAUUACGCACUGGUACCAGUAGUGAACGAGGAGCAUGCUCAGCAGUUAAUGGUGGCUUACAAGUCUCCUGAGUUCACCCAACUCGACCGCACAACUAGGAAAACGGACGUGUGGAGUCUAGGCAUACUCAUUCUUGAACUGUUGACGGGUAAAUUCCCAGCCAAUUAUCUGAAACAAGGGAAAGGUAGUAACGCAGAUUUGGCGAGCUGGGUGAACUCAGUUGUGAGAGAGGAGUGGACAGGGGAGGUUUUUGAUAAGGAGAUGAAAGGAACAAAAAGCUGCGAGGGGGAGAUGUUGAAGCUGCUGAAAAUUGCCAUGUGUUGCUGCGAAUGGAAUGUGGAGAAGAGGUGUGAGCUGGUUGAAGCUGUAGAGAAGAUUGAAGAGUUGAAGGAGAGAGACAGUGAUGGAGAUGAUUAUUCAUCUUGUGCUAGCGAGGCUGAACUUUACUCGUCCAAAGCAACCACAGAUGAUGAUUUCUCCUUCUCUGUCACUGCCUGAUCAUCUCCUUCUGGUUAAGUUUCAGCAAGUUUUGGAGAUUAUUAAUGGUGAUGAUCAACUAAGUCUCUGUUUGUUUUUGCCUUUCUACAUGUCUGUUUUCUGUGAAGAAAACCUAAUGGUACGUUCUUAUACGGAUUCCAAUUAUAUAUACUGUUGUAAUUUAUCAACAGUUUGUUUUAUUUUCUCUACUUUUACCAUUAUUUUCUUUAUGUAUUAAAUU